Spinacia oleracea (spinach) is the source of this 2301-nucleotide messenger RNA. RefSeq lists its product as uncharacterized. The record is from RefSeq and is a predicted model, not a curated record. NCBI's taxonomy places the organism in Eukaryota, Viridiplantae, Streptophyta, Magnoliopsida, Caryophyllales, Amaranthaceae. The coding region runs from base 1 to 2301 and encodes 766 amino acids. Gene Ontology annotation, biological process: DNA integration. Gene Ontology annotation, molecular function: RNA-DNA hybrid ribonuclease activity; nucleic acid binding. The transcript is spliced from 3 exons.
AUGAAGCUGAACCCCAAGAAAUGUGUGUUCGGAGUGAAAUCGGGGAAAUUCUUGGGUUUCCUUGUCAGCGAGAGAGGCAUAGACGCAAACCCAGAUAAGGUAGAAGCAAUACUCAGCCUGCCUCAGCCAAAAAGCAUCAAAGAUGUACAAAGGCUGACAGGAAGAAUGGCAGCUCUGACAAGAUUUGUUAGGAAAUCAGCCGACAGGUCGAUCCCAUUUUUUAACACUCUUAAGCAGAACGGAAAAUUCCGGUGGGGAGAAACCGAGGAAAGGGCCUUUGAGAAGGUAAAAGACCAUCUUCGUGCUUUACCGACGAUAGCCAGGUCGGAAGAGGGCGACAAGCUACAGUUGUAUGUGUGCGCUUCAGCCCAAACCGUUGCUGCCGUACUAAUCAGUGAAAAAGACAAAGUCCAGCAGCCGAUAUACUUUGUCAGCCACAUUUUGAAUCCGGCAGAAGCAAGAUACUCGCUGAUAGAGAAAGUGGCCUAUGCAGUCCUGAUAGCCGCCAGAAAGCCCAGACCAUAUUUUGAUGCACAUACCAUACAAAUUCUGACGAACUUCCCACUGGAGAAGGCUUUGCAAAAAAUGGAUACAGCCGGCAGACUGUUGCGAUGGGCAAUAGAGCUGUCGGAGUACGAUCUUGAGUUUCACCCGCGCAAUGCAAUAAAAGCACAAGCCUUGGCCGACUUCGUAGUUGAAGCAUCCUAUCAAGAGGAUGAAACCAAAGCAGAAUCCUGGGAAGUAUCAGUAGACGGGUCAGCCGCUCAGUCGGGAGCGGGAGCCGGCGUUGUCAUGACCUCUCCGACAGGAGAUAAGUUCGAAUACGCAAUUAGAUUCACUUUCGCAGCUUCGAACAACGAAGCAGAAUAUGAAGCAGCCAUUGCAGGGGUACAGCUAUGUUUGUUGGCAGAUGCCAAGAGGAUAGUAAUGACAACAGAUUCUCAGUUGGUGGCAAAUCAGUUUUCGGGAGAGUAUGAAACAAAAGAGCCGUCAAUGCGGCGGUAUCAAGAAAAACUGAAGACGCUGACAGCGAAAUUAGAAGCUUUUGACAUCAAAUUGGUCCCCAGAGCGUUGAACACUGCCGCAGACAGCCUAGCAAAACUGGCCAGUUCGAAAGCAAUCGAGCUCAGUCGAUCAGUAAUGAUAGAAAUCAUGCACAGAAGGAGUACGGAGGAAAAAGGAAAAGAAAUAAUGGUCAUUACGGCAAACAAAGAGUGGUACGACGAUAUCUGGGCGUACAAGACGACUGGAGUGCUCCCGGCCGAUAUCAGGGAGGCAAAGAAAAUCAAAAAAGACAUCUGCUGGUACGUCAUAUAUCAGGGACAACUCUAUAAAAGAGCAUUCAGCCUCCCCCUGCUGCGGUGUUUGACGGCAUACGAAUCCGCAAGGUUAAUCGAAGAAGUGCAUGAAGGAAUAUGCGGAAACCAUGUAGGAGGAAAAACACUCGCUUUGAUCUGCCAAAGACAGGGUUACUACUGGCCAACCAUGCUGGAAGACGCACAGAGCUACGUCAAGAAAUGUGAAAAAUGCCAGCUGUUUGCCCCAGUAAUACGUAUGCCAGCAAACGACUUGAUGCCCAUUCUGAAUCCAAUUCCAUUCGCCCAGUGGGGAAUGGAUAUCGUAGGACCCUUCACAACAGCCUCAGGAGGCAGGAAGUUCUUGAUUGUUGCCGUCGAUUACUUCAUAAAAUGGAUUGAGGCCGACCGGUUUGGAAUACCGACAGCAAUAGUAUUCGACCAUGGAUGCCAGUUCGACUGCGAACCUAUACGAGCAUUCUUGGCAGACUACCGGAUUAAGUUCGCAUACGCCUCAGUCUGCCACCCGCAGAGCAACGGGCAAGCCGAGGCCGCAAACAAACAAAUACUCGUAGCCCUUAAGAAAAAGCUGGAUGAGUUCAAGGGCAAGUGGGCAGACACAGUCCCAGAGGUUCUAUGGGGUAACAGAACGACGGUUAAAGAAGCAACGGGAGAGAGCCCUUUCAAACUAUGCUUCGGAUCAGAAGCAGUCAUACCGGCUGAAGUAGCACUACCUACCUUCCGCAUCCAGCAUUAUGAAGAACAGGGAAACGACAGCUUACUCAGACACCAGCUGGAUUUCUUACCAGAGGUCAGACUGCAGGCGGAAAUCAAGUCGGCCGCAUACAAGAACAGAAUGAGCAGGGCCUACAACAAGCGAGUAAAACAUAGGAAGCUAGAGAUAUGGGAAGAAGUGGUAGCUGGAUCAUACAGACUAAUGGAGAUGGAUGGAACACCGCUGAAGAACUCAUGGAACGCAGAUACUUUAAGAAAAUUCCAUGUGUGA